Molecule: messenger RNA, 1159 nt
Organism: Rubroshorea leprosula
Lineage: Eukaryota; Viridiplantae; Streptophyta; Magnoliopsida; Malvales; Dipterocarpaceae
Source: the annotation of a GenBank genome assembly
CCCAUCAAAUCCUCUGCUCUCACCUUCUAUCUCUCAUUAGCCCACUCAAUUGAGCUCGAAUUCAUCUUCCAUGGCUUCCUCUGUUCUCGUUUUCGUUCUAGUUGUCUCUUUGCUAUCCAAUUCAGAAGCAAGGAGACUCUCUGAGUCCGAUCAAAGCCAGCAAUUAGCCUUCCAAUAUCACAAUGGCCCUCUUCUCACUGGUCCAAUCUCUGUCAACUUGAUAUGGUAUGGGAAAUUCAAGCCUUCUCAACGUGCAAUCGUCUCCGAUUUCAUUUCCUCCUUGGGCUCCUCUGCCAAGCCCGCCGUAGCUCAUCCUUCCGUGGCCACAUGGUGGAAAGGCAUAGAGAAAUACUACCAGUUGGGAAAGACAAAGAAGCAUUCUUCUCUCUCUCUUUCACUGGGUGAACAGAUUAUUGAUGACAAAUACUCUUUGGGGAAAUCGCUCACGAACAAGCAAAUUAUACAAUUGGCAUCAAAGGGUGCCCAGAAAUAUGCUAUUAAUGUUGUGUUGACGGCGGCUGAUGUAGCGGUUGAAGGGUUCUGCUCGAGCAGGUGCGGGACUCAUGGGUCUGCUUUGGGUGCAAGCAAAGUGGGUCACAUUAAGGGGAAACAAUCCAAGUUUGCUUACAUGUGGGUGGGUAACUCGGAGACUCAGUGUCCAGGCCAAUGCGCUUGGCCAUUCCACCAGCCCAUCUACGGACCACAGAACCCACCAUUGGUUGCACCCAAUAACGACGUGGGCGUCGACGGUAUGGUGAUCAAUUUGGCUAGUCUCUUGGCCGGAACCACCACAAACCCCUUUGGAAAUGGGUACUAUCAAGGACCGAAAGAGGCUCCACUUGAGGCUGCAUCCGCUUGCCCCGGUAUCUAUGGCAAAGGGGCAUAUCCGGGUUACGCCGGCGACCUAUUGGUGGACUCUACUACGGGUGCAAGCUACAAUGCAAAUGGUAUCAACGGACGAAAGUACCUACUUCCUGCCCUGUUUGACCCUGCAACCUCAUCUUGUUCCACUCUCGUCUGAAAGACAUCAAAAAGUCAAAACUACCUGCGUAUAUAAUACCAUUGUAUUAAAUAUUAUCCAAAUUCCUACCAUGGUUAUGUAUAAGAUUCUUUGAUUCUAUUAUUCAUCAUUAAAAAAAAAUACAUGAGUUUUCUCCUA